Molecule: messenger RNA, 579 nt
Organism: Symbiodinium pilosum
Lineage: Eukaryota; Dinophyceae; Suessiales; Symbiodiniaceae
Source: the annotation of a GenBank genome assembly
AUGCGUCUCUUCGGUGGAAGAAGGGGUAAGUCCUUGCGCAAUAGAGCCAGGGAAUGGGCUGCAUUCCGAGAACGGUUGCAGGCGACUCAUGGUGAAUCCUGGCCUGGUGAUGUUGGGCGCAUUUUGCGUUACCUCGAGGAGAGGCAUGAGAUCAAGCCCAUUGGAAAAUCUGUGCCGAAGGCUCUGCUCGCCUCGAUUGCGUUGCUCGAGACGAUUGGACAAGUUGCCCCAGACACUAGAUUCAGCAGUGACCCUAUUUUAGUGGAAACUGUUCGUUCCUGGACGGCUGACUUGGAAGCUGCGACCCCUGGAGUCAAGCAGGCACCAUUAUAUACAAUCGCGAUCAUGCUAUCCAUGGAACUGCUUCUUUGCGCAACUUCUCAGGCGCUGGGGCUUCGUUUUGUCGCAUUUUGCGGGCUGCUCAUGACUUGGUCGACUUUGCGGGCUGAUGAUCUGCAACAUGUGGAGAUUAAAUCUGUUAGGACUAAGACGAGUGGACCUGGGCGCAAAGUUGGCGAACUGUUCGCUUAUAUUUCACGAUCUGCUGGCCUGAGCGGUUUUGACUGGCUAACGGAGGGC